Messenger RNA from Penicillium verhagenii, 2640 nucleotides. RefSeq names its product DNA ligase (ATP) CDC9. Gene Ontology annotation, biological process: Okazaki fragment processing involved in mitotic DNA replication; lagging strand elongation; DNA repair. Gene Ontology annotation, cellular component: nucleus; mitochondrion. The record is from RefSeq and is a predicted model, not a curated record. Lineage: Eukaryota; Fungi; Ascomycota; Eurotiomycetes; Eurotiales; Aspergillaceae. Bases 1 to 2640 code for a protein of 879 amino acids. Gene Ontology annotation, molecular function: DNA binding; ATP binding; DNA ligase (ATP) activity. The transcript has 4 exons.
AUGGCGGAUGACAAGGGUAGCAAGCAGGCUACGCUAGGACGAUUCUUUGGUUCUAAUGCGAAUGGAAAUCAAGCUCCAAAGAAACAAACAACUCUGGCAUUCGGGGGCAAAAGACAACGAAAAGAUAAUGAUGCUGUAGAAGAUUCUGCAGCAUCUACUGCUACCGAUACCAAAGAUGAUAUGGACGUCAAAGAAGAAGAACCGAAAACUACCUCCGACCAGGCGAACGAAUCCGAACAUACAAAGAGCUUGAAACGAGAAAAGGUGGACGUGGCGGAGGAAAGUGAUGCUUCCGACGUUCAACCUGUUUCGAAACGCCGUCGCAAGGUUAAAAAGGAGAGCUCUCUAACUCCCAAGUCAAGCCCCCAAAAAAGUCCUAAGAAGGCAUCACCGGCGAAACAAUCCAAGUCACCUGCGGCCAAGCCUACCAAAUCUGCGUCCCCUGAACCAAUGCUGAAAAAUUCACCCGCGGAUCAAGAAGACGUCGCUGAAGAGAGUAGCGAAUCAGACAAAGAGGAAGUACUGUCAGAAAGUGACGAGGAAGUCAAGCCCGAGGCCAAGAAAAAGACAAUGGCGAAAGUGCAGGCAACUCUAACGUCAACCGGCACCGAUCCAUAUCCUGACUGGAAAGCGGGUGACCCAGUCCCAUAUGCGGCACUUUGCACUACUUUCUCUUUGGUCGAGAUGACCACGAAACGCCUUAUAAUCAUGGCCUACUGUUCCCAGUUCCUACAACAGGUCUUACGCCUCACUCCAGGGGAUUUACUACCAACCGUUCAACUGAUGAUCAACAAACUGGCUGCUGAUUACGCUGGUAUCGAACUGGGUAUUGGAGAAUCUUUGAUCAUGAAGGCCAUUGGUGAGUGUACUGGCCGCAGUCUGGCUGUUAUCAAGACCGACCAACAUGAGAUUGGUGACCUGGGACUUGUGGCUGCUAAGAGUCGAUCCAAUCAACCUACCAUGUUCAAACCUAAGGCUCUCACCGUUCGAGGUGUUCAUGAAGGCCUGCUUUCCAUUGCCAAAGUAAGUGGGCAUGGAUCUCAAGACAAGAAGAUCUCGGGGAUCAAAAAGCUCUUAUCUGCAGCGGAUGCUGCAACUGCAGGCAAAGGCAACAAGGGAGUGGAUAUUACCCAGAACAAGGGUGGACCCAGUGAGGCCAAGUUCAUCGUCCGCUUUCUGGAGGGUAAGUUACGACUUGGUCUAGCUGAGAGGACUGUGCUUGUAUCUUUAGCUCAGGCAAUUGUUUCUCAUGAGGCCGCGGUGGAGGGUAAGAAGGCUACACCGGAGAAAAUGGCCGAGGGCGAAGCGAUUCUCAAGACCGUGUACAGUGAGCUUCCUUCCUACGAAGUCAUCGUUCCCGCGAUGCUGGAACACGGUCUAUCCGGUCUUCCCAACGUCUGUAAGCUGCAACCGGGUGUUCCUCUCAAGCCGAUGCUUGCCAAACCGACCAAAUCAAUCACCGAAGUUCUCGACCGCUUUGAAGGAAAAGAGUUCACUUGCGAGUACAAAUACGAUGGAGAGCGGGCUCAGAUUCAUUUUGUGGCCCCAAGUGCAAUUGAGCAAUUCCCCGCAUCCACCACUACGUUGCAAAGGGAUGCCAAGGGUCUGUCUGCUAUCUUCUCCAGAAACUCCGAGGAUUUGUCAAAGAAAUACCCCGAUGUGCUGGGUAAGCUAGACACCUGGGUCAAAGACGACGUGACUAGCUUUGUUUUGGACUGUGAAACCGUUGCUUGGGAUACUCUCAACAAGAAGGUCCUUCCAUUCCAGCAAUUGAUGACUCGUAAGCGAAAAGACGUGAAAGCGGAGGACGUCAAGGUCAAAGUCUGCGUGUUUGCCUUUGAUCUUCUAUUUUUCAACGGAGAGCCUUGCGUAAAGAAGUCUCUUCGGGAGCGUCGGGAGUUAAUGCACCAGUGCUUCCAGCCAGUCGAAGGCGAAUUCCAGUUUGCUCAGUUUGGUGACACCAACGUUCUUGAUGAAAUUCAAGAUUUGCUCGAGGACAGCGUCAAGUCGUCCUGCGAAGGGUUGAUGGUUAAAAUGCUGGAUACUGCUGAGAGCGGGUACGAGCCUAGCAAGCGUAGUCGGAAUUGGCUUAAGGUCAAGAAAGAUUAUCUUGCUGGUGUCGGCGAUUCGCUUGAUCUCGUCGUGCUUGGUGCUUACUAUGGUCGUGGCAAACGUACUUCGGUAUACGGUGCUUUCCUUCUGGCCGCGUACAACCCAAAUAACGAGAAAUACGAGACCAUCUGCAAUAUCGGUACCGGAUUUUCAGAGGUGGCGUUGGAGGAUUUCCACAAGCAGUUGAAGGAUAUGGUCAUUGAUCGACCUAAGCCCUUUUACUCGCACUCAACCGUACCCAAAGACCAACCAGAUGUGUGGUUUGAGCCUCGUUUGGUAUGGGAAGUUAAGACUGCCGAUUUAACUCUUAGUCCCCGAUACCAAGCAGCGGCGGAUGAGUUUGUGGGGACAACCGGGGGUGGCAAGGGUGUUUCAUUGCGUUUCCCUCGGUUCAUCAAAUCUCGUGAUGAUAAGAAGCCUGAGCAGGCAACAACUACCCGUGCCGUCGCAGAAAUGUACCGGAAGCAAGAAGCUGUGGCCAAGGAGAACUCUGGCAAACGAGGCGUUGAUGAUGAUUUCGAGUACUGA